This is a messenger RNA of Vitis vinifera (wine grape), 3229 nucleotides long. Its product is annotated as histone acetyltransferase MCC1. Gene Ontology annotation, biological process: N-terminal peptidyl-methionine acetylation. Gene Ontology annotation, cellular component: Golgi membrane. The record is from RefSeq and is a predicted model, not a curated record. The transcript is spliced from 7 exons. Bases 2240 to 3019 code for a protein of 259 amino acids. Lineage: Eukaryota; Viridiplantae; Streptophyta; Magnoliopsida; Vitales; Vitaceae. Gene Ontology annotation, molecular function: protein-N-terminal amino-acid acetyltransferase activity; histone acetyltransferase activity.
GGCUGGAUUUUUAGUAUUUUGAUCAUGAUCAAUGAUUGUUUUUUUUUCUUGAAUUGAAAAUCUCAAAAAAUCGAUGUUUUUGUUUGAAUUUUAGCUUCAUUUCAGUGUGGCAGAAAACUGCAAGUUGAUUUGAAGUGAUUGUGUGGUAUUGUGAUUUAAAGAAUAUGGGUGUAUGGCCAUAAGUAACUGACAUGGUAUAAUAGCUCAUGCCAUUUGGGUCCUUUUUUUUGGCACUGAAAAUGAAUUGAAAUUUGAUGAAUUCAAAUCAGUUUCCUGUAAGGAACUUGGAUAUGUUAGUUUGAAAUUUUCUUAGUUUGAUGUGUGAACAGUUCAUGUUGACCAAUGUUUUUUUAUUAAUAAUUCCUUUCUUUGUGUUUUAGCUCUCCCUAAGUCUUGCAAGCACCUACAAGUUCAAUUGGGAUUUGAAGUGUCUUUUGCAUUGAUGAUUUUAAAAAUAUGGAUAUGUUAAUUGGUUAUAAUCAUAGGAAAUUGAGCUGAUAUGAUAGCUCUGUUAUCUGGGUCUGUCCUUUUUUUUUUGGAAAAAAAUUUAUUAUUAUUUACUGCAAAUGAACUGAAUUUUUUUUGGUACCUGCAAGGAUUUUCAAUAAGGAAAUUGGAUUUGAUAGUUAAACUUUAUGAAUUUGGUAUGGCGAUUCAUUUUUCUCGGUUUUAUUAUUUAUUGAUUGUCAUCAAUGGUUUUUUUUUUCCAUUGUAAUGUUUGAAUUUUAGCUCUCUUGAACUCUUGCAAGAAACUCCAAGUUCAAUUGGGAUUUGAAGUUUCUGUAUGGUAUUGUUGAUUUUAAGAGUAAGGGUAGGAUCAAUAGACUAUGGCCACAAGAAAUUGAGAUGGUAUAAUUGCUCUCAAGUUCCCUCUUCGGUGCAUAGAGAGUGUUUUUUUACAUGUAAGCAUUUGUGGUUGUGUUGCUCAAUUUUUAAUAGGCUUAUUAUUUUUUUGGGAGACAGGAUAUUUAAGUUGUAGGUUUGAUCAGUUUGAUAUCAUACUCGCUUGGGAUUGUGUGAAUGAAGAAAGAAAGAAGAGGAUGGUUGUUAUCUUUAUUUUUAUCGGGCAUAUUUUUAUUUUUAUUUAUAGAAUUUAGGAUUUUUAAGUUGCAGGUAUGAUUAAUUUGAUAUUAUCAUAAGUUGGGAUUUGUGUGAUUGAAGAAACAAGAAGAUUGUUGUUGUGGUUAAGAUUACCUGCUAAAAAGGAGAAAAAAUAGUUGUUAUGUCCAAUUUUCAUCAGACUUUCAUUUUCCUUUUAGGAUGAAGGAUAUUUAAUUCAUGAGUUUGAUCAAUUUGAUAUCAUAGUUGGGAUUCAUGUGAUGGAAGAAAGAAGAAGAAGAAGAAGAUACUUUUUAGAAGAAUGUUUAAUAUAUAUUAAGCUUCUUAUCUUUUUAAGGAUGUAGGAUUUUUAGUUGUGGCUUUGAACAAUUUGCUACCAUGGCCAGCUGAGAUCUGUGUGAUUGAAGAAAGAAAAAAGAGGAAUGGGGCCAAGCUGCCAUUUUCCUUAACAGUAUAGUGCUUGAUGUAGAAUAGAAGUUGGAGUACGUCUUUUGUUGAUUUUUUUUCCCCUAAAGUUGUUUCCUAAAGUGGGAGGUGCUUUGUGGCAAAUCAUUUUGAGAAAAUAGAAUUCAAGUUGUGUGUUUGAUCAAUUUGAUGAAUUUGCUUAGUUAGGCUUUGGGUGAUUGAACAAAAUUUAGAAGAGGGAAUGAGGCUAUGGAGUCGUGUUCCUUAUCCAAAUGCUGCUUGGUGUAGGAAGAAGUGGAAAUGAAUCUUUCCUUGAAUUUUCUUUCCUUAAUAUUGAUUCCUUAGUUAGGAAGUGCUUUGCAAGAAAAAUCAUUUUGGGAGGGGUCCUUCAAUCCCUUGUAAAGGGGCUUCUCAAAUCCAAUCCAAUCUUUUGUUCACACACCAUACCACACCUAACCGCUUCCCCUCCUAGAUUUUUUUUUUCAUUUGAUUAGUAGGAGCUGGAGAUUUCUGAAGGGAUGCUAUGUGAAGACUGGAUAUUGAGUUGGUGAACAAUCUGCUCGUACAUUGCUCGGUGGAGAACGAUUUCUGAAGACUUAGUGAUUUGAUUUGUGCCAUUGGUUGUCAAGGAGAGAGUCUACUAAGUGUCAAGCAAGUGCUGCAUGGCUCUCCUCUCAAAAAAGCACUGCAUGGCCUUUGUUGGUGAUGUGGCAUAAAUGGAAGGAGAAGGGCCUGUACAGGUUCUUCAAAUACAUAAAAUCUUUGCUGGAGAUUAAUGACACAAUUUUCGAUGGUAGACCUGAAGAUCUCCCAUCGGCCAAUCAUAUCUUACAGGCCCAUACGGCCCUCUGAUCUGGAUGUUCUUGAGCAAAUCCAUGGCGAUGUGUUUCCUAUCAGAUAUGAAUCUGAGUUCUUCCAAAAUGUUGUCAAUGGACGGGAUAUUGUGUCUUGGGGAGCUGUUGACCGCAAUCGUUCUAAUGGUGAAAGUGAUGAAAUUAUUGGAUUUGUUACAGCACGGCUUGUUCUAGCAAAUGAAAGUGAGAUAGGGGAUAUGCUCCAAUGUGACUCAUCAAAAUCUGGUCAAACUCUAGUCUACAUUCUGACACUGGGAGUAGAGGAAACUUACAGAAAUCUUGGCAUAGCUUCUACACUUAUUCGGGAGGUUAUCAAAUAUGCUUCAAGUAUUCCUACAUGCCGAGGAGUUUAUUUGCACGUUAUUAGUUACAACAAUCCUGCCAUUCAUUUUUAUAAGAAAAUGUUAUUCAAGUGUGUGCGAAGGCUGCAUGAUUUUUACUUCAUCAAUGGUCAGCAUUAUGAUUCAUACUUAUUCGUUUACUAUGUAAAUGGCGGUCGAUCUCCAUGCUCACCAUUAGAGCUUGUCACGGUUGUUGUGACAUGCAUGAGGAACGGGCUUAAGUCAGUGGCUGCAAGGCUAUGGAAGAAUGACGAUAAAUCGCCAAAAUGGUCCAAAUGUAAAGAAAGUUGGGGCCUUAUGAGGACAACACAAUCGAAGAGAGUCCUCACACCCGAGGGUAGUGGGUGUGAGUGUGUUUAGUAUGUUCUUUUCUCUUCCCCUUUAUCUCUAUUAACUCCUAGCUAGAAACCAUGAAAUAAUCUCCCACUGCAAUAACUUUUUCGUUCUUAGUUGAAGGGUGAUUUGGAUCUGUCUCUGUUUGUAUAAGUUUCUCUUCACCAAUAAAACUCAUUAGGAUGUAUCAUUUUUUUCUGGUGUAAAAAAAGACGGUUUGAUCUCACUUGAAACAAA